UCCUCGAGAACCUUAUUAUAUAGAUCUCAUUUUGGAUCUCAUCGCAAAAUGUUCAAGUUCAACUUCGACGUAGAGGACGAUACCGAACAAAUUCCAGACAGCCUUGAUGUAAAUCGAACAUCACAAAAUCAUGGCCCUACUUCUGCACAGGUAGUUGUCCCAGACGCAUUCACCGAGCUCUCUCUCGCAAACGCGCUAAACAGCCUACCAUCCAAAAUAUCUUUCUCUCCAAUCACGAUCCCACUUGCCAGCGGAGGUGAACUUUCACUUCCACGUCGUGAUCUGUUCGAUGCGAGGUUUCAAUUGAUCUCACAAAAUGCCGACGACCCGGAUGCGUUGGAGCAACCGUCUAUUUCCAACGCACGGUCUGCGCUGCAAUUUUUUGAUGCACCCUCCGACCUUGUGCCUCUCGUCUAUGAGGGCGGCUUGAAGACUUGGGAAUGCAGCCUUGAUCUUGCUAGCUAUUUAGAUGGUAUAGGCUCGCAGUUUGAUGUGCACGGCAAGCGCGUGUUAGAGAUCGGAUGUGGUACAUCGAUACCGUCGCUCUACAUUCUCCAUCGAAUAUUUUCUUCCCCGCCUUCUCAGAACCAGACGCAUAUCCACCUCCAGGACUAUAACGCCUCCGUUUUGGAGUUGGUGACCAUUCCCAACAUUAUUCUGACCUGGUAUCUGUCAGAGGCAGCGGAGACAUACCGCAAGUCGGAGGAGGAACAUGCAGACCACUCUCCUUUGGAGUUGAACAUCUCUGAGAACCUCAAAGAUGCAUUCCAUCAGUCCUUGACGACUUACGGAGUCCAUUUACGUUUCUUCUCUGGUUCAUGGGGCACGUUCAGCCUCGAAAGUUCAGGCGGAAGCUAUAACCUGGUGCUAACAUCCGAGACGAUAUAUCGUAUGGAGUCUCUCCCGAGCCUUGCUACUAUCAUGCGCGGUGCUUGCAACGCUGAAGGCCCUAAAGGUGUGGACGAUUACCUCUGUCUUGUAGCUGCAAAGGUGCUCUACUUUGGCGUAGGUGGCGGGGUAGCAGAGUUUGUGCGAUGUGUACGAGAUUUGGAUAAUGGAGGGACGGUUGAGACUGUAUGGGAGAAAACACAGGGGGUCGAAAGGAGGGUGAUGAGUGUUAAAUGGAAUUGACAAUGUUAUUUGAUGAAGGGAGUUUUUACCUGCGAGAUGAAACGAAAGGAUGAUCAUAUCGAUGGGACAUGGCAUGACUUGGAAAUGGCAAGAG
Molecule: messenger RNA, 1225 nt
Organism: Suillus clintonianus
Lineage: Eukaryota; Fungi; Basidiomycota; Agaricomycetes; Boletales; Suillaceae
Exons: 4
Coding region: 49-1131 (360 amino acids)
Biological process (GO): peptidyl-histidine methylation, to form tele-methylhistidine
Molecular function (GO): protein-L-histidine N-tele-methyltransferase activity
Source: RefSeq, a predicted model, not a curated record